Molecule: messenger RNA, 456 nt
Organism: Salvia splendens (bonfire salvia)
Lineage: Eukaryota; Viridiplantae; Streptophyta; Magnoliopsida; Lamiales; Lamiaceae
Product: metalloendoproteinase 2-MMP
Exons: 1
Coding region: 1-456 (151 amino acids)
Biological process (GO): extracellular matrix organization; proteolysis; collagen catabolic process
Cellular component (GO): extracellular matrix
Molecular function (GO): metalloendopeptidase activity; zinc ion binding
Source: RefSeq, a predicted model, not a curated record
AUGAAUUUCGGGCUGAGCCAGACCGGCGAACUCAACGACGAGACCAUGUUGAAGAUGGUCACCCCCCGGUGCGGCUUCCCCGACGGCAUCAACACCAUGAUACUCCCCAGCGGCAAACAUAAUAAGACGGAAGCAGAGACAGAGUUUCCGUCUUAUUAUGAUUUCUUCAGGGGGAGGCCGAGGUGGCCCUACACCCGCCUCUCCUACACCUACGUCAGCGGCUUCCCGGAGAUGGCCAAGCCCUUCAUGGACGCGGCCUUUGCGCAGUGGGCCAACGUCUCGGUUUUCACCUUCUACGAGAACCUGGGCUUCUUCGAGAGCGACAUCGUGAUCGGGUUUUUCAGGGGGGGGGCACGGAGAUCCGAUGGGCCGAGGGGGGUGUUGGCCCACGCUUUCGCGCCGGACGAGAAAUGGUCGUUUAAGUCGAGGGCGAUUGGCGGGAUUCACUUUGAAUAG